AUGAAUUUAGAGCAAUAUCGUCCGCAGGAGGACGGUUACACCCAUGACGUAACGGGCACGACGGGAGCUCAUCACGAACAGCCCCAGUUCACCAACAGCUUCGCACCUGGCCAGACUGAGGCGCACUACGAGAACCCUAUCGACGAUGAGAGAGAGCGCAGCGGCUCCAAGGACUUUUCGCAGACUGACGAGUGGGGUGAGUAG
This is a messenger RNA of Pestalotiopsis fici W106-1, 204 nucleotides long. RefSeq lists its product as uncharacterized. The transcript has a single exon. Bases 1 to 204 code for a protein of 67 amino acids. The record is from RefSeq and is a predicted model, not a curated record. Lineage: Eukaryota; Fungi; Ascomycota; Sordariomycetes; Amphisphaeriales; Sporocadaceae.